AUGUCGGGCAGUGAGGACGAUUUGGAGUUUCGCAUCAACACAAAAUUUGCUGAAAAUUACAAUAAAUGGCGAAGAAAAGAAGAGAUUCAAAAAUUGAAAGAUCGUUAUGGAGAGAAUCCAGAAGAUGACUCCUCAAGUUCUUCAGAGGAAGAAGAUGAAGAUGCUGAGGGUCUUACCUCACUGGUAGAGAAAGAUUUCUUGAAGAUGCUUUCAUACGUUAAGAGCAAAGAUCCCAGGAUCUACAAUAAGGAAGCUACAUUCUUUCAUGAAGAAUCGUCGGAGGAAUCAUCAGACGACUCCGAUGAAGAUGCCACAUCCACCAAGAACAAGAAGAAGAAACAAAAAGUGAAGAAGGCAAAAGAGGAUAAACCAGUGUUCCUGAAGGACUAUGAGAGGAAGAUCAUCACAGAGAAAGGAGGACACUACAGCGAUGAGGAAGAGGAUGUGGAAGAUAGAAGGGAUGAGUGGUUUGAGAGAUCAGCAUCCCCAACAUAUGUACAGGAGCAAGACAUGAUCAAGAAGAGCUUCCAGAAGGCGUUACUAAGCAGUGGUGAAGACGACAGUGACGAUGACACCCUCUUAAAGAAGAAGGAGAAGACAAAGAAAGAAAAGAAAGAGGAAGAGGAGGAAUAUAUCCAGUGGAUGAAGGGUAAGAAAGAACAAGUGGAAGACGUGGACCAGGCUCAAGAUGCUGCUGAACUGGAUGCUUUGAGAAAAUAUUGGACUGAUCCAUCGUUGGAAGAAGGGGAGAAAUUCCUGAGGGACUUCAUUCUGAACAAAGGUUACAAAGACCAAGAAUCUGAUGAGGAAACGCCUGCUAUCGAGCUGGAUGAGGCAGAUUUCUCCGAGGAGGAGCGUCUUCUAGAAACCCAGGAUGAGUUUGAGAGGAAGUACAACUUCCGCUAUGAGGAACCUGACGCAGAAUUUAUCAAACGCUACCCACGUACGAUGGCAGAUUCAGUGAGGACUAAGGAUAACAAAAGAGCAGUUAAGAGACAAGAGAGGAAGGAACGCAAGGGUCAGGAGAAAGAGCACAAGAAAGAGGAACUGAAGCAACUGAAGAAUCUUAAGAAACAGGAGAUAAUGGAGAAGCUAGAGAAGUUACGUCAGGUGACUGGAAACGACACUGUUGGGAUUGAAGACGUCGACUUAGAAGGAGAUUUCAAUCCUGAGGAGCAUGACAAGGCUAUGAAGAAAAUAUUUGAUGAGCAGUAUGACAUGCAGGAAGGGGAAGACACCAAACCAGAAUUUGAACAUGAGGACUGGGAGGAAGAAAACUGGGACAAUUGGAAAGGUGAAGACUACGGAGACGAAGAAUAUUACGAUGAAAAUGGAGAGGAGCUUGACUAUGAGGAUCCAGACUUCAAUAUGGAUGCAGACUACGACCCCUCCCUCUCCAAGCAAGACAACAAAGAGAGACAAGCAGCCCUUCAGCAAGAGCUCCUUGAAUCUUCCUCCAAGAAGAAGAAGAAAAAGAAGAUGUCCAAGUUUACCGAGGCGUUGAAAGCCAAGAAACCAGUCUUUGAUCCAAACGAUAAAACGUUUGAGGAGUAUAUAGAAGAGUUCUACAGACUAGACUACGAGGACAUGAUUGAUGAUCUACCGUGUCGCUUCAAGUAUCGUAAAGUUGUCGCUAACGACUUUGGCCUGUCAACUCAGGAGAUCCUAGCAGCCAAAGAACGAGAACUCAAUCAAUGGGCCUCUCUGAAGAAAACUUGCCAGUACAGAACUGAGGAAGAGGAAAUGAAAGACGUCAGGUUAUUUGCGAAGAAGGGAAAAAAUGAGGCCAAGAAACAACGAGUCUUCCUCAGUCUGCAGGAGGACCAAAAUGACAGUGACAGCAGCGGAGAGGAGGUCCCGAGGAAGAAACAGAAGGCGGGAAAACCCGAUGGUCAGUCAUCCAACUCUCAAUCGAAAAAGAAACAGAGCCCACAGAAGAAAGCUGUGAAGAACCCAACAUCAGUUGCCGAGUCUGGGAAGAAGCAACAUAAGCUAGAGAGUAAAGAUAUACUAGAUCCGGUGACGGAAGAUGAUCAUUCAACUAGGACGCCGAAGAUAAAUCCAAAGAAGAGUCCUGCCCCUGAAAACCCUGACGAUGUAGCAAGUCAAAACAUCAAAGCUGCCGAAUUCAAAGUGAUUCAAGCGGAAUCAAAGGAAUUACAGCCAAAAGUUGUCCUGAUGGACACUGAUGGUGGUUUAAGUACGUCAAGCAACUCUCCAGAUAAGACUGACAGCCUCACUGAUGUUGGUGUCUCACGGGAGAGUGAGACAAGGACGUCUGAAACACCACAAACUAGAAAGAGAAGGAAACGAAACCGGAGAAGGAGUCAUUGUGAAGAUGAUCCAAAAGGGAAGAUUGUCGAAACCUCAACUUCUGAAAUGCUUGAAGAGUCUAAGCCAUCAUCUACCAGCAAGCAGAAUGCGUCUGGCAAUCCCACCUCUGCAACUAGGACAAAAGCGAACGCUAAAGCUGUAGAAAAGAAAGAAAAUCCCACUGCUGCUACCAAAACUAAUGACAGUUUAAAUAGUACAGUUGGUACGAAGACAAAACGGAAAGCAGAAAAUGAUGACAUGAAGCAAGGCUCGAAGAGAGUAAAAAUUGGUUCAGUAUCACAAUCAAGUGAAAGGACUGAGGGCAAUGUACCUGAACUAGACGUGAAUUCAGCCGUUAAGACUGAUUCACAAGACGGCAAAAAGAAGAGAAGGCGGAAGAAAAAACCUAAAAAUAACGAGAAUCCAAAUAAUGAAAAACCAAGCGUUGAGCAAAGAUCACAAGGAGAUUCACCAGCCACAAAUAUUCAACCGAAACCGUCCUUGCAAAAUAAAACAACAACUCCUGACGUAGACUUCUCUCAAGUUAUAAAGAAUCUUAAGAAACUGUCGAGUAAAGGCGGCAUGAGAAGUCAAACACCAUCAAAAGUUGACUCCAAGAAGAGUACACAUGAAUCAGCAUCAAAAGUAUCUUCCGCAUCAAACAAGGUCCAGAAGCCUACAGAUAGAAAAGCCGACAACCAAUCUUCAAAAUCUGGAGCUGGUGGAACCCCUAAGACUACCAGGACUCGUAACAAGAAUCGCAACAGGAGGACUGCUAAGAGGAAAGAGCAAGGGCCGGUAAAGAGGAAAGAACAAGGGGGGUCUGUAACGGAUGCUAGACUCAAGGCGUACGGCAUCAAUCCUAAGAAGCAUGGGUUUAGGAUGAAGUUCUUGAGGGAACAGGAAGCUAAGAAAAAGCAAAAGCAGAAGUAAAAUUCUUAGAACCACAUUUUUUGAGGAACUCUUUUGUCUUUUUUUGAGGUCCAGAGUACCACACUGGAAGAAAGAUUCAUCUCAAAACUGGUAAAACAAAUGUCUUGGCCACUGGGCAAGUGGUCUAGUGGUAAGAAUGACAAUGGUCGUGGGCUCGAAUUCCACCCGAGUGAUAUGCAAAAUACAUUGUCUAGAUCUUAAUGUUUGUUUGCUGUUCCAUUGUUGUAUAUUUUAAUAAUUAAGCCACACUUUUGGAAAGGUGGUUGCUUGGAGUUUUUA
Messenger RNA from Asterias rubens (European starfish), 3525 nucleotides. RefSeq names its product protein KRI1 homolog. Gene Ontology annotation, biological process: endonucleolytic cleavage in ITS1 to separate SSU-rRNA from 5.8S rRNA and LSU-rRNA from tricistronic rRNA transcript (SSU-rRNA, 5.8S rRNA, LSU-rRNA). The record is from RefSeq and is a predicted model, not a curated record. The coding region runs from base 1 to 3246 and encodes 1081 amino acids. The transcript has 16 exons. Gene Ontology annotation, cellular component: nucleolus; 90S preribosome. Lineage: Eukaryota; Metazoa; Echinodermata; Asteroidea; Forcipulatida; Asteriidae.